Drosophila innubila is the source of this 1969-nucleotide messenger RNA. RefSeq names its product lactosylceramide 4-alpha-galactosyltransferase-like. Gene Ontology annotation, molecular function: alpha-1,4-N-acetylgalactosaminyltransferase activity. NCBI's taxonomy places the organism in Eukaryota, Metazoa, Arthropoda, Insecta, Diptera, Drosophilidae. The record is from RefSeq and is a predicted model, not a curated record. The coding region runs from base 119 to 1225 and encodes 368 amino acids. The transcript has 3 exons. Gene Ontology annotation, biological process: glycosphingolipid biosynthetic process.
UCAACGGAAGCAGGUCUGUGUCGCUUUGUUUUGGCAUACAAGUAUAAUACGAGCAAUUCGAUGUGCGGCAUGUUAAGCUAAAACUGUUUUGUAUUGAAGCACAUUUGAAUAUAACAACAUGGUGUUUCAUCGACCGCUGCUUUUAGUUUCUGGUGCCAAACGUUUGAAAUUGUUGCUCUAUGCGCUAUGUAUGAUCAUUGUCUUCAUCCUAGUCAUCGUCUACAACUGGUCAACGGCAGUGCGACAAGACUCGAGCUGUUUCAUACAGACGGACUUUCAAUCCGAAGCAAGAAGUCUACCCAAGACUCUAGGAGAUGUCCUGCUGACGGAACCUAAGCCUACACCUGGAAAAACUAUAUUCUUUCUGGAAACAAGCUGUCCUCAUAAUCCCCAUUCGCUGCAAUUGACGGCACGCCAAGCUUGUGCCAUUGAAUCAGCCGCCUUGCAUAAUCCCAACUUCCAAGUGUUUGUGCUCUUCGCCAGUCCGCGCAAUCAUCCUCAGGACAACAGCAGCGGAAUUAAUGAGCCUUUAAUCGAUGCCAUCUUGAGCUAUCCAAAUGUGCAGCUGCGUCAACUGAAUCUAAUGCGCUAUGCAGCAGAUACUCCCAUUGAUGAUUGGUUCAAGGAUGGACAGCUCUUCCGUUCCAGCUAUAUGGUCGUUCACAUUUCGGAUCUGCUUCGUUUGGUCACCUUGUAUCGUUUUGGCGGCAUUUACAUGGAUCUGGAUGUCGUGUUCCUGCGCAGCAUGGAGAAUGUGCCUCUGAACUAUGCAGGAGCUGAGUCGGAUACCCACAUAGCAAAUGGGGUCAUGAGCCUAGCUCCCACUGGGUUUGGUCAUCAAUUUGCGGCGUCUUGUCUGCGUGAAUUCCAACGAAAUUUUGAUGGCAGCGAUUGGGGCCACAAUGGACCUGGUGUGAUAACACGUGUGGCGCAAAGGAUUUGCGCUACAAAGAACAUCACAAUGAUGCUAAAGGAUCGGAAACGUUGCCUUGGCUUUCAGGUGUUCGAACGAAAUGCAUUUUAUGCGGUGCCUUGGGUGAACUGGCGACACUUUUUCGAGCCACAAUUUCUAAAAGAAACUCUAGAGAAGACGAAGGAUUCCUUUCUAAUACAUGUAUGGAACAAACACUCCUAUCAACAUCCGGUUACGGUCGACAGUGCCUAUGGUAAAAUUGCGGCGCAGAACUGUCCCAGAUCGUAUGCGGCAGCGGGAAAAUAUUUUUAGAGUGGAAUCAAUAGAGUUCAUAGAAGAUCUUUGAUCACAACCAUUAUCUACCUCACGCCUGCAACAGGCUUUUCCGAAUUCUACAUUUCAACUUCUUUUUCUUAGUUGAAUCUUAGUCUUAGGUAAAUAACAUGAGAAUCUUAAUAAGAAUCUAGUGCCUUUCCAGUCAUUGAAAGAGCCGUAUGCUUAUAAUUGUGGCCUUAUUUUACGUUAAAGCUGAUUUCCUAGCUAGUUUCCUAACAAAAAAAACUCGAUUUUGCAGAAAUGGCAUUUAAAGCUUUUAACUCGUUACCACGUUGCAGUAAAAACAAGAUUUUUUUUUACUCUCAUAUCAGUAUACAAAAUAUGAGUAUGAUUUUUUAUACAAUAUAGAGAACAGGACAAAAAGAAUAUUUCUGCAUCAUUAACUCAAAAAACACGCUUUUUUUGAGCAAAUAAGCUAUAUAUUUUUAUACUUUUGAGAAGAAUAUUUAAUUUAAUAUCAUUAUUUGACGUUUAAAAUUUAAUUCUAGAAAUAAUAUCAAAUUAAGUUUCGUUAGUAGUCGGUUUGACUAACGAACAUGAUGUAAUCCCAAAGAGAAACUAUUUAUAAUAACAUAUGUAUCUAAAGUAAAGUAAUAUCUCAAAUUGAGAAUAUCAGUGGAGUCGAUUGUUUACUUUUAAGUAUAACUAUUCCAGCAUUGUAGAAACGGUUAUUAUUAAAUUUUCGACACAGAUCAUUGUAAAUAAAUUUACAGCCGAUCA